AUGUUAUUUUAUUUUCCAAGUUUUUCAGCCGUUACAAACAAGAGAGACAAACGUCAGGCGUGCCAAUCAACUUCAGAAGCGCGGCCCCGAGCGCUCUGGGACCCAAACCCGGGACCCACGCCAACCGGCCGCAGCCAGACCCGCCCGGGCCGGCCGCGCCCCCUUGUCCGCCGCCGCCCCUCAGGCUGCAGCACUGCGCCUAGCUCGCCCCGGCCCUCCGGCCGAGCAACAGCCUCCGCCCGACUUCGGUAUUCCCUCACCGCGCUCACAGGCCAGCCGCCGCCGCGGGCUAUCUUGCUGCCCUCCGCCCUGCCCGCGGCGAAGCCCCGUGUCACUCCCAAGCCGAGCGGGCGGGAGGCGGAGGCGGGGCAGCGCCGACGCGAGGCGGGAGGAGCCAGGGGCGGAGCAGCCCCUCGGCUAAUCAUUCCGGCCUCUCCGGAUUUACCCGGCCCUCCGGCAGCCGCUCCUCAAGGGCCGCUUAGCCCCGAAGCCCCGCCCCCGGCAUGCCUGCGCAGCCGCAGUACCCUCAGCUCCGGGCUGAGAACCGGGUCCGAGCCAGCCUGGACCCUCAGCUCUGGCUGUCCUGAUCUCACUGUGUCGGCCAGGCUACCCUGGAGCUCACAGAGAUCCACUGAAACUAAAGGUGUCUGCCGCUAUGCCUGGUGGAGUGGAGUGACAGAAACACAUGUCACGGUAUGUGUUCCUGAUUACAUAGUAACCAUCAGAUCCUCUGCUCUUCUCUCCUUGCCCUCACACAACAGAAAUUGA
Molecule: messenger RNA, 768 nt
Organism: Rattus norvegicus (Norway rat)
Lineage: Eukaryota; Metazoa; Chordata; Mammalia; Rodentia; Muridae
Source: RefSeq, a predicted model, not a curated record